Paramecium sonneborni is the source of this 1199-nucleotide messenger RNA. The record is from the annotation of a GenBank genome assembly. Lineage: Eukaryota; Ciliophora; Oligohymenophorea; Peniculida; Parameciidae.
UUUAUUAAUGGCUUAAUUAACUCGUAUUAGUUCAAGUUUGAAAAUGGGAAUCGUUGGUAUGGCUAAUGUUGGCAAGGUAAUUUUAUUCAAUAUUAUGAAGAGUUCAACAUUUAAUAUGUUGAGUAAACAAUCAGUGCCAGCAGAAAAUUUCCCAUUUUGCACUAUAGAUCCAAAUUAAGCUGUAGUCAAAGUACCUGAUCCUAGAUUUGAAUAUCUUUGUCAAAUUUUUAAACCUAAAUCAUAGAUAUUUUCUACUCUAAGUAUUAUAGAUAUUGCAGGGUAAAAAUUAAUGCAAAUUUAGUUUAGUGAAAGGAGCAUCUGAAGGAUAUGGAUUAGGAAAUGAAUUCUUAGCCCAUAUUUAAGCAGUAGAUGGAUUAUAUCAGGUUGUUAGGGCUUUUGAAAAAGAAAAAAUUGUACAUACUGAAGGUACUAUGGAUCCAAUUAGGGAUCUAUAAAUUAUUUCAGAAGAAUUAAUGGCUAAAGAUUAUUAAUUUGUUUCAAAGAGAGUUGAUGAAUUUAGCAAAAAAAUAAAAAAGUAUGAAGCUAAUAAAAAUGUUUCAGUGGAAGCUAGAGAUAUGGUUGAAUAAUUUAAAGUCUUACAAAAAUGUGAUGAAUUAUUAAAAAAGAAAUAAUGGGUUCGAUAUCAAAAAUGGACUGAGUUAGAAUAAAUUUAAUUAAGAAAGAUUCAAUUAUUAACUGCAAAACCAUCAAUUUAUCUAAUCAAUCUAUCCAAAGAAGAUCAUGAUGCCUACAUGGCUAAAAAAUAAAAUAAAUAUGCAAAACCUAUUGAAUAAUGGGUAUCCAAAAAUAGUCCUGAUAGUAAGAUUGUUUAUUACUCUGUUGAAAAUUAAGAAUCAUAAUAAUUACUUGAUCAAAUUAUUAUGGCAGGAUAUGAUUUAUUAGGUUUGAUAAGAUUCUUUACUGUUGGCUCAGAUGAAGUCAGGAGUUGGACUAUUAAGAAAAAUCUUAAAGCACCUUAAGCAGCUUCAGUUAUUCAUUCAGAUUUUGAAAAAGUAUGACUUUAUAUAUUUAUUUAAAAGGGAUUUGUUAAUGCUGAAGUAAUGUCUUUUGAUAAAUUUAAAAAACUUGGAGAUAAUGCCUUAGAUUAAUAUGAAAAAAAGUUUUCAAAAGAAGGAAAGGAUUAUAUUGUUAAAGAUGGUGAUAUUAUUCACUUUAAAACUAAAUAAUUUAAAUGAGUC